Belonocnema kinseyi is the source of this 1368-nucleotide messenger RNA. RefSeq lists its product as uncharacterized. Gene Ontology annotation, molecular function: zinc ion binding. The record is from RefSeq and is a predicted model, not a curated record. Lineage: Eukaryota; Metazoa; Arthropoda; Insecta; Hymenoptera; Cynipidae. Bases 137 to 973 code for a protein of 278 amino acids. Gene Ontology annotation, cellular component: nucleus. The transcript is spliced from 3 exons.
UGAAUUGCUUGGUAAUUCAAAGGACUCUCGUCAGCAUUUUGUUUAUGCUGAACACGUGAAAUUCUGUUCUUAAUUACCGUUGUGGUCGACAGAAGUGUUCAUGAUCGUUGACAAUAAGUAACGAGGAUUAUUAAAAAUGUCUGCCGUUUGCUGUGUUUGUCAACAAAAAUUAUCAAGCGAGAACAAUAAGAAAAAUAUCUUCAAAGAUGAUCUGAUUAUUCGGAAUGAAAGUGAAAAGGCUGAGGGAAUAAAUUAUGAGGAACGUGCAAUGAAACUUUAUUCUGGAAUAGAAUUAAUUACUCAUCAAAAGAUCUUUGAAACAUGUGGAUCGCCCGUUUACCUCUGCGAUCCAUGUUUCAAAAAACUCGAAGGCUUCCUAAAUUUCCGAGAGCAAGUCCUCUCCUCUUUCGGCAUAAUCUUCAACGGUCAAAGCUCUUUCAAUCUUCUCAAGGAAAAAUCCCUCGAGUCCCAGCCGGGGAAAUCAAAGCUAGAAGAUUCGCAAAAAACCACUAUCGAGCUUGAUUAUCUCGAGGAAGAAAUUUCCGAUUCCCCAAAACUGCCGGAUCGCAUAUCAGCUCCCGAGGUUUUGAUCAAUGUCGAUGAAAGCUCCAUUUCCGUGGACGUUGAUUUCGUCGAGAGCGAGGAAAUUGACACGAACAAUUCCCUGAAUUGCAGCAGGUUGCAAAAUGACCAAGACAAUAAUAAUCUGAACGAGUCGGACUCUUCCAGUGAUCAUAUUGAGGUCCAGAGAUGCGAGGACAGUCCGCUUAGAGUUCAGGAAAGUGACAUCGAGUCGGAAAUUGAUGUCUGUUCGGGCGAUGAUGAUGAGAUUUUGGAAAUGCAGGCCCAGAGGAAGGAAAAUAUUUUAGAGGUUGAAACUUCCUCGGAAUCUGAGAUUGAAGUUUGCGAUUAUGAGCCUACUGGAAAGAGAAUUAAGGAUUUGAAUUCUCUUUCGCAAGCUCUGCCGUUUUAGUUGUGAGUAGAUGAAGUUUUCUUGUUAAUGUGAAUACGAGUUUAAAUGAUGUAAAUAGCCUCGAUUUUAGGCAAAGAUUUGGCGGAAUUAAGAACAAAAAAUUUUAUUACUUUUAAUGUAAGUCGAGGUGAAGUUUGAUUUUUUUUUUAAAUUAUAUUUUCGGCUCAAGACAGUUGUCGUGACAAAAAUAAUAUCGGUCGCUUCUUAGGAGGGGGAAAACAGAUUUUUCUUUUAAAAUGGUUUCAUUUUAAUAGGUUUUUUUUAACUGUUUUUUCAGAGAUCUCUGAUUUUUUUGGUAUGGCGACUGUCUUGAUCGAUGGUUCACUUUUUCUUUUUAAACAGGGUGUUCUACUCAUCUGGAAAAAACUUGGAAAUUUCGGAGAUUUUUUUGUUUU